This is a messenger RNA of Aspergillus wentii DTO 134E9, 2103 nucleotides long. RefSeq lists its product as uncharacterized. The transcript has 3 exons. NCBI's taxonomy places the organism in Eukaryota, Fungi, Ascomycota, Eurotiomycetes, Eurotiales, Aspergillaceae. The record is from RefSeq and is a predicted model, not a curated record. Bases 269 to 2035 code for a protein of 588 amino acids.
UACUGUUAUCUGGAUGUACUGUCAUGUAAUUCUCCGGAUCAGGGGAACCCCAUAGGAGGGCAGCCCAUCGCAUCAGUAAUGUUACCGUCACAUUCUUACGGGCUGAUUUUCCCCAUGCGGUUCCGGCAAAUAAUGGCGUCACUCAUUAUUCUCCUUCACUCUCCACCACAGCAAAUUGAUAUCUUUCCUCUACUCCCAUAUCCUUAGCUUUACUAUCAUCCAGACUGUCAAUGUAUGCUCUUCCUUGAGGUACACCCUCAACAGCGCCAUGGAAACGGCACCGCUUACCUUGGCUCAUACCCAUGCUCGAAAUGCAGUGCUGGAAACUCGCAAGUCGAAUCCGGUAGCAGCUAGUGAGGAACAUGAUCUAGCUGCUGGCGAGUUUGCAACAGCCAGUCAAAGUAGUGCUGACCGUGAAGCCUUACGGACGUUGCAGUUGCUUGAGGGCCACCACAAGAAACUCGCCCAGAUUCUUCGUUUUCAACAUGAGAAUCCUCCCAGCGCCGUUGUGGCCGAGACAUCCUCCCCCGCUAUGUCUCCCAGCCUGAAUUCCCAACCGUCGACCGCAGAGUUGGGAGCCACGAAAGCGGCGCCAUCGACCCCGGAUGCUCAGCAGCUGCCUCCAAGGCUCUCUGGGAAUAGUCGCAUGCCAGCAAGAGAGACCUCGUCUAUCGCCAGUAAUUUAGCUUCAAUGCGAGGCAUUCCAUCCAACCUCCGACGUGCUUCACCGGCGUCGCCCACUCUUUCCUCCCAGCAGGCGGGAGCGAAGAUGACAGAUACCGCUCCCAAAAUUAAGGCUGGCGAAUCCAGGCUACGUGGCACACAAGCAUAUGGACAAAAGGAGCGUUCAAGUCGCACGUCUACACCGAAGCAGCCAUGGUCUCCUCCAGCCAUCAGCCCUACCGAUAUUACCUCACAGCAACUUGUACCCCCAGAAACUCUGGAGUCUCAACGACAGGAAGACAGAACAACAGACGAGCCAUUCCAACGAUUCUACUCCACCGUCGAGGGUCUUAUUUCCAAAAUAUCAGCACCUUUGGCGUUCGCAGGCCUCCCUCUAGGAUCAGAGACACCCGCACAGCAGGAUACUUCUAGUCGCCGUAAGUCUUCCGCAGAGACGAGAAUAAACAGAAACCAAGCGAUCUCAGAUAGUCGUGACCCGACUAAUGAGCCAGAUGUCAGUCGACUCUUUUCCCGGGCUGCGUUGCGGGCCAUUCGCGAUACCACCGGGGGAGGAGGAACAGGAAAUACGGCUGAGUCAUUUUACGUUGUUCCCACGACCGGAGGAACCGUUUCCUAUGCUGGAAUUCUGUCCAGGGCUGAGAAAGAAGCGCGGAGAAACAGCCUUGAAGAAGCGGAUGAAGACUUCGUGGACGCCCGGGAAACUCCAUCAUCGCCGGAAAUGCGCCAGAGUCAGACUAGAUCCAAGGGCAAAAAGGGUCAAGGGAAUGAUAAAUUCAGCAGCAUCCAGAAUCCGAAAACACUCGAAGAGUUGCAAAUGGAAAACCAGGCCUUGAAGCAUCUGUCCGACACCCUGUCCAAGCGGCUGCAUAUGUGGGAAGUAAACGCUCAAUCCUCAUCCAUUGCGCUGCAACAGUCCUUGAAAGCGAUGCAUCAUCAAAACAACGUACCCUCUGAUCAACCCCCUCGGUCUUCCUCCCCUGCUGUCGUGUCGCCUGGUCCAGGCGUCUCCGCGAUAACAUCGGCUGAUCAUGAACAACGCAUCAAGGAACUCGAAGAAAUAGUCCGACUCAACGAGAGGGAACUCGACAAGGUCGGCCGCGAAAACGAUAAAUUAAGAAAUGUCCUAGGCCGAUAUAGAGAACGGUGGGAGAAACUGAAAGAGGGCGCCAAAACCAGACGAGCUGAGGGAAAGGCAGGAGGGGACACUGACAAUCCCGGCAACAGAGCAGCCGCUGGCUCUGCCGUUCAAGGGAUUGAUAAUCCCCCAGAUACUCCAACUCUGGCUGACGAUAUGACGGAGAAUGGAAUGCUUGCUGAGACCGAAGUUAAAGCCAAUGUAUCUGAUAGCUGAAAUCGCACGUUAUGUCCAUGAGAACACGCUUUAUGUGCAUACAAUACAUACAUUACCUAAAUCACAAA